AGCACUUAUAUGAUAAGUGUUUUGCAAUAAGCCCUUAAUUAAACCUUUAUCCAAACAGAGCAUAUAUGUCUUUGAUUAUUGAUAUGUAUAGGGAUUGCCCACUUGCUACUAAUAACUAUGGCCUGUAUUCAUUUGAUUUGAAUUUGUUGUUCUACCCCCUUCUAAUUUAUGUCCUAAUUAUUGAAGGUUUCUCCUAUUUCAAUAGUCCUUGUAAUUUAAUCUUUGUUUAUGCAAUAGUACAUUUUAUUUAGUAUCACCACAAAUGAAUUUUUGAAAAUUUGUGGGCUUCUCUCUGGCCACUUAGCUUUGCAUUAUAGUUAUAUUGUACACAUUUUUCUAUGAAACAAUCUUUAUUUUUUUUGUUUUGAUUAGCAUAUUGGUUCUGACAUACUCUUGUAGAAGAUUUUGAUCUUGUAAAAGAUUUUGAUGUUACAUUACAUUAUGUCCAACGUGCUUGGUUUUUGUUGCAUUCUAUUUCUAUGUAUGGAUGUGUUUUGGUUGCUGCUGUUGGAUGAAAGGAAUGUAUUGAGUUUCUGGGUUGUUGUUUUCGUCCUGUUACAACCUUCUAUAUUUCAGUUUAUAUGCAAAUUUGGUUCAUUUAUUUACUAUGACGAGUUAAUAACAGAACCUUGCGGUUGAUAUUCAAACACGGGUGUUAGUUUAGCGAAUGAUUAAUUUACUAACGGGACAGAACUCAACUUUGACCUAUUUGACAUUAUUUUUUAUUUAUUUCCUUCAGUACUUGCUAAUGUAUCUUCAUUAUGUAGGUAAAUUUCAAGUAAUACUAGUUUCUAUUCUACCUCCAUUGUUGCUGCACCAUCCUGGAACAGUAUCAGCUCGGUGUUGGUUUACAGAAACUUCCUCUACACGCUCUUGAAAUUACUGCAACACUUUCAGGUUCAAAGACUCUCAUUGAUGUUGAAAACGAAGUUUCUCGAUUGGUACUUGAAGAUUGGGGUUGCGUCAGCUUUGGUUGGGGCUUCUAUGGAAUUUUUCAUGGUCAAAACAGGGUUCUAUGAUAAAGUAACUGUUUUGGAGUCAGAAAAGCGCGCCUUGGAGAAUUCUCCAGAAGCUCAAGCAAUUAGAGAAGCUCUCAACCCUUGGAGACAUGUUGAUACAAAAGAAACAAACAAGCCCUGACGUGAGUAUGAGCCAUUUUAUUAAAAUCCAUGAAUGAUUUGUCAAGAAUUUUACCGAGAAUACGCUGGAAGUCGAUUGCAUAUGGACUGCUUUUCUGUUAUACUUAUGAUUCAUGUCAUGGAAUUAAUGGAGCCCUUCCAUUGCGGCAUCUUGUUAACCAGCCUGCAAUUCAUGGGCAACUCUACCAUGUAUCACACACACACAACCUUCUAUUUAUUUUUGCUACUCUAUGGCUUUGAAUCUUAGGGAAAUUUAAUUAUUUUGUUAGUAUGAUACAAGGUGAAUGUCGCAAUAUUCCCAAUAAAUAAAACAAUUCUAAA
Molecule: messenger RNA, 1460 nt
Organism: Medicago truncatula (barrel medic)
Lineage: Eukaryota; Viridiplantae; Streptophyta; Magnoliopsida; Fabales; Fabaceae
Exons: 3
Coding region: 916-1140 (74 amino acids)
Source: RefSeq, a predicted model, not a curated record